Messenger RNA from Lagopus muta (rock ptarmigan), 3673 nucleotides. RefSeq names its product ATPase family AAA domain-containing protein 2-like. Gene Ontology annotation, molecular function: histone binding; chromatin binding; ATP binding. The coding region runs from base 1463 to 3076 and encodes 537 amino acids. Lineage: Eukaryota; Metazoa; Chordata; Aves; Galliformes; Phasianidae. The record is from RefSeq and is a predicted model, not a curated record. Gene Ontology annotation, cellular component: nucleus. Gene Ontology annotation, biological process: positive regulation of transcription by RNA polymerase II. The transcript has 12 exons.
CCGAGUUAUCAAUGUUUCCUUGCUUCUGGCAACAGUGAGGGGUUGUUUCAGUAGUAGUAAAAAAUAAUUGCUUUAAAAUGGAUGGAGUCCAGAGCGUGCAUCCAUAUAGCUUCCAAACAUAAGCAGUGCCUUGUCGUGCAUAAAAAUUUCUUGUCUGCAGGUUGGAAAUUCUGUGAAAGGAGAAUGUAUUUCCAAAGUGUCUUAGUGUUAUAAAGUUGGGUUGGGGUGUUUUUUGUUUUGAGUUUUAUGUACAAGUUGGCUUGAUCAGUUUGUAAGGAGGAGGAGAUGGUCUAAUGGAAGUCAUUUGUGAUUUGGUUCUUGGAAGUCUGCUUCUCUUUCUCACCUGUUAUGAAGUCCUCAGGUAUCAUCACUUGUAAUGCUUGUUACAACAAGAAUGUUGUGGUGUUUGUUGUGCUUGGGAUAAAGUAAGAAGCUGUCCAUUUCUUACGUAGCUAAUCUUGUCAAUUAUGAAAUUGGGUUAUUAGAUUUAUUGAUUAUCCUUAUAUUCUUAGUAAUCAAAACUCAGUCCUGGUAUAUGGAAACAUAAGUUCAGAUUAUUUCCUGUCAGAAACUUUGGAAGUAUUAUUUAGAAGAAGAAUAAUGGAAAAAAAACCUUCCAGAGCCUUACUUCUUUAUUCACUGAAAUUCUUAUUCAAACAGCAGCAUGUUUAGUGCUUUCUUAGCUGAUGGUUAUGUUUAUCUGAAAAUGCAGAAUACCCUUUUCUGUUUAUUUUCUUAAAUUUUCUAUUCAGCAUUAGACUUCCUCAUUUUUCUCCAGCAGAAGAUGGUCUAUGAGGCCAAAUCCUGUGACUUAAAGUUUUUUAAGAGAGAAUUAAGUGCUUUACUAACAAGUCUUGAUAUCAAAUCCAUGCUUGUGUGAAAGCGAGAGCGUGGAGCGUAUUGCUAAAGAGCAACCUGGUGAUUCAUCUGUUAACUCCUUCUGGGCAGAAGUUGCUUGUUUGAGCCCAGUUUGCUCUAAUACCCUGUUUGUCUGCUAGCAGUUUUGGAAAGGUCCUUUUGGGGCAGUACAUGCUCUUCUGCAGGUGUACAUCUGAGGUAUCUGCAUUAUUCAUUUAUUUUGUUGCCUUGGGAAAUUUUGUCGGAGCACAAAACUUCAGGUCCUGCCAGGACCUUAACCCAACUUUAACUAUUUGUGCUGUCUUGUACAUGAAAUGUUUUGGUUAGGUAAGAGGAGUUGUUUGUUCUAGGGAUGAUGGUUGUAAUAGCUUCUCUUCACAAUGUUUUUUUUUUUCCUAUCUGAAUCGUUUUUUAUUGCAGAGGAUGUCUGUUCUAUGGUCCACCAGGAACUGGAAAGACCCUGGUUGCACGAGCCCUUGCGAAUGAGUGCAGCCAGGGGAACAGGAGAGUGGCAUUUUUUGUGAGGAAAGGUGCAGACUGCCUCAGCAAAUGGGUUGGAGAGUCUGAAAGGCAACUUCGUUUAUUAUUUGAUCAGGCAUAUCGCAUGAGGCCUUCAAUUAUUUUCCUCGAUGAGAUUGAUGGUCUUGCUCCUGUCCGGUCCAGUAAGCAAGACCAGAUUCAUAGCUCCAUCGUAUCAACGCUUCUGGCACUCAUGGAUGGGUUAGACAGCAGAGGGGAGGUGGUUGUCAUCGGUGCGACCAACCGACUGGAUGCCAUCGAUCCUGCCUUACGAAGACCUGGACGCUUUGACCGCGAAUUCUUCUUUGGCCUCCCAAAUAAAGAGGCUAGAAAAGAAAUUUUCAAGAUCCAUACCUGUGACUGGACUCCUAAGCUGUUGGACACCUUUAUAGAUGAGCUUGCUACAGAAUGUGUUGGGUACUGUGGAGCUGACAUAAAAUCUUUGUGUGCUGAGGCUGCUCUCUGUGCCCUCCGCCGACGCUAUCCUAAGAUCUACUCCAGUAAUGAGAAAUUGCAACUGGACAUCAAUUCUGUUAAAAUAAACGCAGAAGAUUUUGUGAUGGCUAUGGAGAAAAUCAUUCCGGCGUCACGGAGGGCUGUGCCAUCACCGGGCCAAGCACUGUCACCUAUUAUGGCACCACUCCUAGGAAAUACGCUCUCGAGAAUCUUACAAGCCCUGCAAAGGGUAUUUCCUCAUGCAGAGCUUGCGCUGAAGAAGGACCAGCAGCAAGGCAAUUUAAAUCCUUUCUUAAAAGGUGAUGCAUUUGGCAGAAAUUAUGAAUCCCCCUCAAUCUUAGAAGAGAAUGUAACAGAUACAACGAUUUGCAGACCACAGGGAAAAUUCCUUGAUUUUAGUAGGAAAGCUUACUGGCAGCCUACAUCCUGCAGGCCACAUCUGCUGUUAGCAGGAAAGGCAGGAUAUGGCCAGGCAUCCCACUUGGCACCUGCUGUUUUGCAUUCUCUGGAAAUGUUUCCAGUUCAUACUCUGGACAUGUCAGUUUUAUUUGUUAACACGUCAUCACCUGAAGAGACAUGUGCACAGUUGAUCCGAGAAGCUCAGAGGACAGCACCAAGCAUAAUUUAUAUCCCACACAUCCAUUUGUGGUGGGACAGUGUUGGAGCUACGCUGAAAGCUACCUUUCUAUCACUAAUUCAGAACAUUCCAUCAUUUGCUCCAGUCUUGCUGCUUGCAACAUCAGAUGUCUGUCACACUGCUCUCCCGGCUGAGGUACAAACAUUGUUUAACAGUGAUUUUGGAGAAGUUUUCAAUAUCCAAUCUCCCAGUGAGGAUGAAAGAAAACAUUUUUUUGAGGACUUGAUCUUGACUCAAGCUGCUAAACCUCCCGCUUCAAGAAGGAAAGCAGAGGUGUCAAAAAGAAAACGCAAAAAAACCGACUCCUCUUUUCCCGUUGCAAAGAGAAGAAGGUCUUUUCAAUUCAAUGAAGAACAGAGGCACACGAGUGCUGAAAAAGCAAUGGACAUUAUGACAGAGUCAGCUAUUGUAGUGCUGGUGGAUUACUGUGAGCUCAAACAACUGCUGGAUAUGGUCACUGAUCUAACAAAGGAGGCUGAUAUAUUCUAUUUUGAAAAAUUAUAUGCUAAAAUUUGUCAGUGUAUUUAUCAACAUCAAGACGAUAAUGACAAAACCGAAUUACUGAAGGUUUUGAAGAAAGAAUUUAAAGCCUUAGCACGAAUGUGAUCUGUGACAUCCUUGAUUGCUGUUCUGCAAAGUUGUUUUCGUUGGAUGUUCUUCUGUUAUUGUUGCGUGUAAUUCAGUACUUUAUGUAGAUAGAACAAAUAUAUCUUAAUGUAUAUUUUUAAUGUUCAGAAACUCUUUCUAAGUGUGUUUAUUUUGUAUUCUUUCCCUGUAUGUGUUGAUAUUUUGUGAUGAAUAGCGAACUCAGACAGAAGGAGUACGGUCUUCUGAGAUCAGUGCGUUCAGCCGUCCUCUGCAAUGCACAGCACCUUAACCUCGUGUUGUGUGGUUUGUGAAGUACUGCAGUCAGUGCCUUGGUCACAGUGUAGAUGUGAAUGUCUUCCAGAUGCUUCCAGUGCCUCUUCUUAAAAGAAAAGGAUGGAGAAAUGGAUAAGCCUAUAUCAUCCUUUCUCAGACUCAUAUUUUUUUCUGCAGAAAUCCCUGGUGAUGUAUAUUGUACAGCACGGUAUGUGAGGGUUUUAAAACGAGUCUGAUUCUGACAUGUGAAAUCUAAUGCCUUUAGAAAACUCUCAGUGCAGUUCAGAGACUUCUUUGGUUUUGUUUUUUUAAAUUGCCUGAUAGCAUCUCAGGUGGCUUUCC